Messenger RNA from Penicillium soppii, 3129 nucleotides. RefSeq names its product putative cytoskeleton assembly control protein Sla2. The record is from RefSeq and is a predicted model, not a curated record. Gene Ontology annotation, biological process: clathrin coat assembly; endocytosis; actin filament organization. Gene Ontology annotation, molecular function: clathrin light chain binding; clathrin-cargo adaptor activity; phosphatidylinositol-3,4-bisphosphate binding. The coding region runs from base 1 to 3129 and encodes 1042 amino acids. Gene Ontology annotation, cellular component: clathrin-coated vesicle; actin cortical patch. The transcript has 11 exons. NCBI's taxonomy places the organism in Eukaryota, Fungi, Ascomycota, Eurotiomycetes, Eurotiales, Aspergillaceae.
AUGAGUCGGACCGAGACUGAUUUGGCCAUUAAUAUCCGCAAGGCUACAAGUAUCGAGGAGACCGCCCCCAAACGAAAACAUGUGCGGAGCUGUAUCGUCUAUACAUGGGACCACAAGUCGUCGGCUGCCUUCUGGGCUGGCAUGAAAGUGCAGCCUGUCCUCGCCGACGAGGUCCAGACGUUCAAGGCCCUGAUCACGAUACACAAGGUUCUUCAGGAGGGCCACCCCAUGGUUGUACGCGAGGCGCAGCAGCACACAAACUGGAUUGAUAGCUUAAUGAGAGGUGUUGGUGGCGACGGCAUUCGAGGAUACGCUCCGCUCAUCCGAGAAUAUGUCUUCUUCCUCGAGUCGAAGCUGGCCUUUCACCGCAACCACCCCGAGUUCAAUGGAUUGUUUGAGUAUGAGGAGUAUAUUAGUUUGAAGUCGAUCAAUGAUCCGAACGAAGGCUACGAGACAAUUUCCGAUCUCAUGGCUUUGCAAGAUCAAAUUGAUUCCUUCCAGAAACUCAUCUUCUCAAACUUCCAGUCCGGCACGAACAAUGAAUGUCGGAUCUCGGCAUUGGUCCCCCUUGUGCAAGAGAGCUAUGGCAUUUACAAGUUCAUCACCAGCAUGCUAAGAGCCAUGCACACAACCACUGGAGACGAUGAGGCUCUUGAGCCCCUCCGAGGCCGGUAUGAUGCCCAGCACCACCGCCUUGUUCGGUUCUACUAUGAGUGUUCCAACUUGCGCUACCUGACCGGUCUCAUUACCAUCCCAAAAUUGCCACAAGAUCCUCCGAAUCUGCUUGCCGAAGACGACGACCGCCCAGCUCUCCCUAGGCGACCGGCAAAAGAGGUGGAAAGUCAGCCCUCCCCGCCGCCCAAGGUCGCUGCUGAACCCGAGCCGAUCAACGAUUUCUGGACCAACGAAGCCAAGCGUCAACAAGAAGAGUACGAGGCGGAACAACAGCGCUUGCAGCAGCAGUGGGAGGAUCAGCAACGCCAGCAGGCCCUUGCGCAACAGCAGGCACAGAAUGACUUUGAAGAACAGCAGCGUUUGCAGGCGGAACAGCAACGACUGGCACAGGAGCAACUUCUCCGUGAUCAGUAUCAAACACAUACACAAGGCCGACUUGCAGAGUUGGAGCAGGAGAACCUCAAUGCUCGUGCCCAGUAUGAGCGGGAUCAGUUGAUGCUGCAACAAUAUGACCGCCGUGUCAAGGACCUCGAGGAGCAGAUGAACCAUUUGAACUCGAACCUGAACCUCCAAAGUGCUUCGAAGGACGAGCAGAUCCGAGCUCUGCAAGAGCAGGUAAACACCUGGCGUUCUAAGUACGAGGCGUUGGCAAAGCUGUACUCGCAGCUUCGACAGGAGCACCUUGAUCUUCUGCAAACCACAAAGAGCCUCAAGCUCAAGGCGGCCUCUGCACAGGAAGCAAUCGACCGCCGCGAGAAGCUGGAGCGCGAGCUCAAGACCAAGAACUUGGAGCUGGCUGACAUGAUCCGGGAACGUGACCGUGCUUUGCAUGACCGUGACCGCUUGACAGGCACCAACAAGGAUGACUUAGAGAAGCUCAAGCGAGAAUUGCGCAUGGCCAUCGAGCGUGCUGAAAAUGCAGAGCGCUCCAAAGGCACCGAGAUAUCAUCCAUGCUUUCCAAGUACAACCGCGAGAUGGCCGAUUUGGAAGAGUCUCUCCGAAUCAAGACCCGGGCUUUGGACGAGUACUCCAGCCGUAACAAUGACCGACAGGGAGACCAUGACUUGGCCCUUCGUGAGAAGGACGAGGAGAUUGAGGUGUACAAAUCUGGAAUGGAACAGGCUCUUAUGGAGCUGGAGGAGCUGAGAAUGAACCAAGGAGAUGUCGACCAUGCGCUGGACAGCCAGAUUGACACUGUGCUUCACGGCACAGUGGCAAAGAUCAACGAUAUCAUCGACUCUGUAUUGCAGACUGGUGUGCAGCGUGUCGAUGAUGCUCUGUACGAAUUGGACUCGUCUAUGCAGGCUGGUAACCAGAACGCCUCUCCCCCAUAUGUUCUUUCGCAGAUCGAAAAGGCAUCGGCCUCUGCGACCGAGUUUUCCACGGCCUUCAACAACUUUAUUGCCGAUGGGCCCAACAGUCCCCAUGCUGAGAUCAUCCGCACAGUCUCUAUCUUCUCCGGAUCCGUAUCGGAUGUGUUGAGCAAUACCAAGGGUCUGAUUCGCUUCGCCAACGACGAUAAGAGCUCUGAUCAUCUUGUCAAUGCGGCUCGCAAGUCUGCACAAGCGACCGUGCGGUUCUUCCGUGGCUUGCAAUCAUUCCGUCUCGAAGGUCUGGAGCCUCUACAGAAGACAGAUGUGGUCAUCAACAACAACCUUGAAGUUCAACGUGAUCUCCAGUCGUUGUCGAAGCUGGUUGACUCGUUUGCUCCCAAGAACAGCAAGAUCAGUACAAAUGGUGAUCUGGGUGAUCUCGUCGACCAGGAGCUGCUGAAGGCCGCUGAUGCCAUCGACGCAGCUGCCCAGCGUCUUGCCAAACUCAAAAACAAGCCUCGUGAUGGGUUCUCGACUUACGAGCUGCGCAUCAACGAUGUCAUUCUUGCUGCCGCAAUUGCCGUCACCAACGCAAUCUCGGAGUUGAUCAAAGCCGCCACAGAAACCCAGCAGGAGAUUGUCCGCGAAGGCCGUGGUAGCUCUUCUCGUACUGCCUUCUACAAGAAGAACAACCGCUGGACGGAGGGCUUGAUCUCUGCCGCCAAGGCAGUGGCUUCUUCGACCAACACAUUGAUCGAGACUGCAGAUGGUGUUAUCUCCGGUCGCAACUCGCCCGAGCAGCUCAUUGUCGCCUCUAACGAUGUCGCAGCCAGCACUGCCCAGCUUGUUGCAGCCAGUCGCGUGAAGUCAAUCUUCAUGAGCAAAACCCAGGACCGCCUGGAGACAGCCAGUAAGGCUGUCGGUGCCGCUUGCCGUGCUCUUGUAAGACAGGUGCAAGACAUCAUCAAGGAAAAGAACCGAGACGGCGAUGACGCAGAGGAUUAUGGAAAGUUGAGCUCGCACGAGUUCAAGGUCCGCGAAAUGGAGCAACAGGUCGAAAUUCUUCAACUCGAAAACGGUCUCGCUCGUGCGCGCCAGCGUCUCGGCGAGAUGCGCAAGAUCUCUUACCAGGAGGACUGA